AGAUUCGAAUUAAUUGUUAGGCGUCCAAACACAGUAAUAAUGCAUACACUCCUACCUACCAUACGGAGGAUUAAUUCGUAACUAAAACAACAGAUGCUGCACUUCUAUUUUUAAAUUGUUGGGUGGGGGCCAGAAAUUAAGAAUAAGACUCCCCAGCUCGCCCUGCCAAUAUCUGCAUAUGCUGAUGGGCAGCACAACCCACACACAUGGACUCUGCACUGCACUGCACAUUUAAAAGAAACCUUCCCAAACCACAACUCGACUCAAUUCACAAAUAGCAGACGCAUGCUCUCUGUGCUGCUUUCCUUUCCCGUGAUUCCCUCUCCACCACCACACAGCCCAAAAAAACAAAAAACUCUUAUCCCUCUCUCUCUCUCUCCAGCGGCUCUUCAAUUUUCCGAUCAAUCAAUCAAUCAUAAAAGUGUUUCCGAAGCUGAUAUUUUGAAGAAACUCAUAUCUCUUCUUGCCAGCAGGUCCAUGGAAUAUGUUGCGUGCGUUGUGUUUGCAUAGGUGAAUCAAAACUCAACCGAUCAUUCCUAUUUCUAUCGGCGUUGGAAAUACACGUCUACCUACCUCGAUGGCGUCAACGGCGGUGUCCAAUCCGGCAGUAAAUAACUCCGACAGAUCACUUCUGAGGAGAAAAAAGAAGAAGAAAAUUCCGAAUCAGAACCAAAACCUCAGAAAUCAAGCUCAAGCCGCUCAAACUGAAUGGAAAUCAGAUACUCAACAGCAAGCUUACUCUUCCAAGCUUCUCCAAGCUCUCCGCCGAGUCCGAAUCACCGGCGGCGCUGCUCCGAAGGGCGGCAGAGCAGUGCGGGAAGCUGCGGAUAGAGUGCUGGCGGUGGCGGCGAAAGGUCGGACGCGAUGGAGCAGAGCGAUUCUGACCAACAGGAUAAAGCUGAAAUUUAUGAAGAAUAGCGCCAGUCACAAGAGGCAGAGAGUGACGGUGACCACCGGGAACAGCCGGAGGCAGAAGAAGCCGAGAGUGUCGAUAUUGAGGUUGAAGACGAAGAACUUACCGGCGUUUCAGAGGAAGGCGAGUGUUCUCGGCCGGUUAGUUCCCGGUUGCAGGAAGCAGCCUCUGCCGGUAAUUUUGGAAGAGGCGACCGAUUAUAUAGCAGCUCUGGAGAUGCAAGUUCGGGCCAUGACUGCCUUGACUCAAUUGCUUUCUGGAGCCUCCUCCUCCUCCUCUUCUUCUUCUGCUUCUUCUUCCUCUUCCAGCUCUGUUAAUGCUCUUAAUCAGCUCGGCUCAAGCCGGCAUCCUCCGGCUAGCUGAUAGCAUUAUUAAUUCUCGUUCUUUUUUAUUUUAAUUUUUCCUUUUCAGUUUCUCUUCUCCCUGUCUCCAUCGCUUAUGAAUAUUCGCCUGUCAAAUACUAGUACUGCUCCAACAACUAAUUGUCUAAUAUUCAGUACAUUCUUCUCUUUUUUUUUCUUUUUC
This is a messenger RNA of Coffea arabica (coffee), 1438 nucleotides long. NCBI's taxonomy places the organism in Eukaryota, Viridiplantae, Streptophyta, Magnoliopsida, Gentianales, Rubiaceae. The record is from RefSeq and is a predicted model, not a curated record.